This is a messenger RNA of Vollenhovia emeryi, 1632 nucleotides long. RefSeq lists its product as uncharacterized. Lineage: Eukaryota; Metazoa; Arthropoda; Insecta; Hymenoptera; Formicidae. Gene Ontology annotation, molecular function: sequence-specific DNA binding. Bases 160 to 1491 code for a protein of 443 amino acids. The record is from RefSeq and is a predicted model, not a curated record. The transcript has 5 exons.
GUUGUGUCUGCUGAACGCGGCCAUUGUAGCGGAGGCUUUAAAGCCCCUAGUGACUUUAGGUUCUUUUGGUGGCGAGGGACGCUGGAUGCCGAGGGGAAGUCUUUUGUUUGGUCUUGUUUACCGUGUAAGCGCGACGCGAGAGAUCGAAGUAAGUGAAAAAUGCCGAAGUGGUGUGUGGUACCGAAUUGUAAAACGGUAUCGAAAUGUUCAAUAUUUCGAGUGCCGAAAGACAUUGUUACGUUGAAGAAGUGGGAACAAGUUAUUCCUGGUAUUAUAAAGUUAGACCAGACGGAUAGAGUAUGUGAAAAACAUUUCAAGAAGGAAGACAUUGUCCGCGAAUGGGUCAAGCUUGACGCAAAUGGUCAAGUAAUUACACGGGUUGCAUAUAAAAGGGCGCAACUCAAGCAAUUUGCUGUACCCACAAUAUUUGGUAACCUUCCGACAGGAAAGAAAAAUUGUGAUCCACAGCAUGAAUAUAUGAAGCGAGUUUCAGAUUCAGACUCUCAAAUAAAUUCACCAAGCAUUUUCCAGUCUUCUAGUCUCACAAAACUACCAGCUCAAGGAAUCAGUACUUCCGUCGAUGUCGCUCCUCAUAUUCCUUCAGUAGCAGAUUCAUUUGCUCUUCAGAAAUCUGCCAAAGUGUCCUCAUCUCUGGAAAUGACAGAACUAAUAUCGGAAGAAAAUGCGAGCACCAGUGAUGAUUUCUCUGCCGAUAUUCCGAAGGGAUGGAGUUGGGUCAAGAUGAAAUGUACUGAAAGUGUGCAACAUACGCUGUUUAUAUACACGAUCAUGAAGGUCGACAAUGGCAUAAAUUGUCCAGUAUCACAAAAAAGUGUUAUACUUGACGAGGAUAGAAUUUUGAAAUAUUUUGUUUAUGGUCGUUAUAUUGAUACGGAAGACAAGAAUCUCGAACGUGUUUUAAAAAAGAAAGAAAUGCUUAAGACCAUACUAAGAACAUUCCAAGGAAUGAACAUCUGCAAAGGCCUAGGUGACAUUAAUAUCCAUGAUAUACCAGCUUAUGCAUAUCAAGAUAACGUCAACAAAUGGAGAAGUAAAGAUUGUAGUCUGCUCUCGAAGAAGAAAACAUGCAAUUCCUGCAUGAAGUCGAGGAAAUGCCUACUGCAACGGAAGGUACGAUUGAAGAAUCGGCUGACGAUGAAUCGAAUUGGUAACAUUUCCAAUCCCGUUGAUCGAUGUAAAUUAUUAGCGAUGCGGAUGAAAAUUAGACGGGAAAGGAGUGCGAAACUUCGAGCUAAGAAUCAAGUUAAACAUCUCAUUACGUCUAUCAAAGCACAAGAAGUACAAAUGGCAAGCAUGCAAGAUACGGCUGUGGAUAAAAAAUUAGCUGAGUUAGACAACAUAUCAAAGUCACAAAAAGAAAACACCAAAACGUGGUUCACUCACCCCUUGAACGAUAAACGGAAAAUAUUCGUCUUUUCCGAUGUUUGCCACCUCAUGAAGAACGUUCGAAACCGGUUGUACAACAAUUAAGAAGAAAUUACGGAACUCUCGCCACGAAAAAGUGGUUUUGUAGAACCCCUCUUGUCCAGAGUUGUAGCUAAUGCUCCGUCUAUAGAAGUCUAUGGCGUUCUCUCAAUUUUCCGCCAUGUUUUUAAUCGCCCCAACAGUGUA